Messenger RNA from Phytophthora sojae, 2355 nucleotides. RefSeq lists its product as hypothetical. The transcript is spliced from 3 exons. The record is from RefSeq and is a predicted model, not a curated record. Lineage: Eukaryota; Oomycota; Peronosporomycetes; Peronosporales; Peronosporaceae. The coding region runs from base 1 to 2355 and encodes 784 amino acids.
AUGUUGGAAUUUCCUCAUCCUCCAAACUUCAUCAAGGAGAUUCUGGUCAGCGAACAUCGUGCUCUGCUGGAAGACUUUCAUGAGGCACACAUGAAUUAUACGCUGACGGCCAACCUCCCACCCUACGUUAACCUACCCAGGAACGCGCCGCAUGUAGCCAUCUUAGAAGAGCUACACAAGGCUAACGUAGACCCCGCGACUGGCAUUGGGCUUCCGGUGUUACGCGGCCUCCUCAACGACGUGAAGCGAUUAAUUUACGACGGCAGCCACACGCUCAGCUUUGGUUUCUACUCCAAGCGUGCAGCUCAAAGCUGGGUGAAGAAAGCCUUACGCUUCCAGCGUGCCGUGAUUUCACUCCAUGACACGGUGCGCCGACCCCAAGAUGAAGGAACGGCUGGAGCGCUGGGUCUUGCCGCACUGGCACGAGCGAUGUCGCAGUUUGCAGGAGCUAAAGUCCUCGAUGUUGAAUAUCCACGGUCGCAGAAAACGGAUAUCUAUGACAACAGAUUCCACAAAGUCAAGUUUGCUCAAGCCAAGUGUCCUGACGCUCUGAUGGGGGUCACACGGGUUGACUUAAACGGAACGAUGAUAACUCUCCAUCACUUCCAAGCCAAUUUACGAUUUCCGUGCACGCGAUGCUUCAAUGCAAGACACAGUGCUAAAAUGUGCAAGGUCCCUGGUCGUCUACUCGCCAAGACGCAAGCUCGGUUUUCGCGAGUAUACAAGGGUGAGGUGACUAAGGUUACACCGGCAGGAGACUCGGCGUACCGGGUGAACUCAGUUACGGAGCUUCUCGCUCUUUUCACGGCACAGCAAGACGAGUUGGCGCAAAAUGGCUCGGCCUUAUUGGAACGUACGGAGGUAGUGACAACGGCGAACGACACUAGUUCUAUCGCGCCCAGUGCCUCCAGUCCAGCGUUGACUACACCAGCUGACGUGCGACUGGAUGCAGCUUCAUCGCUCACUGCUCGCGACGAUGGCUUCGCUGUAAAGAGGUCGAAGAAGGAUCAACGCGCAGUAAAGAAGACGGAGCAGACGUCUCACUCGACGCAGUCUGCGGCUAAGAACGCUAAGACCUCGGCAGCGGUCGGAGCUAAGACCUCCAAAUCCAGCACAAAACAAAAGCCAAGUGCGAAGGCCAAAUCACGCACGAAGCAAGCUACCGGAUUUGCGGCUUUUCAACGUGCGGAGGCGCUCGGUCAAUAUGGUCCAUUAGCCGAUGAUGAUAGUGAUGAGGACGACAGUGUAGACGACGACAUGGAUAUAUCGGAUUCUGAAGUGCACCAUCAUGACGACGACGAGGCCCCAUACGCGUAUGCGGAUUCGACGGGGGAACGCCACGCUACCGAUAUGGAGGUAGAUACUAACUUUCCUGGCGAUUCACCGGAGGAUGCUGGGGUCGCUACUGCCCAUGAAGAACGUCAGCGCGAUGAUGAUCAAGAACGGGUUGUGGUAAAGAAAAAAGCUCGCAGAGACGUACCCACGGUUGCGGCUGCUGCUAAUCCAGAUGCUGUUGCAAUCGCGUCGACGGAACUUGUGCAGCGGUCAAUGGCAGACUAUGUGCACACCAGCCAAGCUAUCAUUGACAGUGAGGCCGAGAUUGUCACCGCGGCCUCGACGGAGAUCCUUCCGCCGAGCCCAGCCUCUGACGAGGAGUUCACCAUGGGAGCCCCGCAUGCGGGUACUGAGGUUGGAGAUAGUGAUCUACCAAUUCCUUUGCCGCUUUGGCUCAAGGAUUUUCAGGGAAACCCCGUGGAUGUGGCUGCCAACGGACAGUGCGCCAUCCUUGCGCUGCACGCUACGACAACAAAUUAUGAUGGACAAUUGUUGCCCAAAACGUCGAAGGUAACGAGAGGCGCCAACAAAUUGAAACGAUUUGUCUACACUAUCAUGUUGGCGAAUCUUCACAAAGAUGUGGAGCUAGGUCUCGUCGACCCAGUGUCUGAGAUCCGACGGCUGUAUCCUAAUCGCCAGCACGGCGACGGUAUUGCCAGUGCCACCGCUAGUCUGUUCAACCACUAUAUCCAGGAGAGAGAUCGCUGUGUUUCGGCAACAGUACCAUCAAGCUUUUGGGCGGGAACUCACGAGCUCCGUGCAAUGGCUCAGUAUAUGCGUGAACCACUGCUUGUGCUGGAUGUGGACGAACAUGGGGAUGCACACGUACAUAUAUACAUGUACAAAACGUAUCGUACAUCAAGCGGAUCUGAUCACGAAUCCGGAUAUAGCAAGGUGCUUAACGAUAGAGCUGCGAAAGCAUACCUUGAGGAGUGUGGGAUGCUACACACGGUGCCAACAUUUCUCAUCCUCUACCACGACAAGCAUCAUUUCAAUGGCACACCUCGUAUGAGUGGCUGA